AUGUCGCCCGGCCGUAUGAUCGCCCACCUCCUGAUCCGUGAGCUCGGUGACGACCUUGGGAACUUCACCUUUGUCGACUUUUGUGCUGGUGCCGGUGGCCCGACUCCCAUCCUCGAGAAAGAGAUCAAUCACCACUUGCGCACGCGUCGCAAGCCUGAGGCGCCUGUGCAGUUCGUCCUGACUGAUUUGCACCCCAACUUGCCAGCGUGGGAGGGGAUCUCGAAGAAGAACCCCCAUAUCAGUUACGAGCGUGAGCCCGUGGACGCCAGUCGAGCCCCGCCCCAGCUGGUGAGGAGGGGCGAUGGGAAAAAGCUGAUGAGGCUGUUCAACCUCGCCUUUCAUCAUUUCGAUGAUCCUCUUGCCAAGGAUAUCCUGCGCGACACCGUCCAGACAAGCCAGGGCUUUGCGAUUUUCGAACUGCAAGGGCGUACGAUCGAGAGCUUCAUUGCCGUCAGCCUACUUCCCCUACUGGUCAUGGUAGUGGCUCCAGUGCAUGCCUGGAAGCAUAAGUCCCUCGCCUCCUUAAUCUUUAUGUGGUUCAUUCCCAUCAUCCCGUUCGUACUCGUUUGGGAUGGCUGGAUCUCGGCGCUGAGGACUCGUGAGCCGGACGAGGUCGAGGCGCUGCUGAGGAGCUGUGGCGCAGACUCGAGCAAGUGGGAAAUCAAGAGCGGUAGCCAGCAGCACCUGUGGCCCGUUGGCUACGUCGACUGGAUCAUCUGCCAGCCCCGGGACACAUAA
Molecule: messenger RNA, 738 nt
Organism: Emericellopsis cladophorae
Lineage: Eukaryota; Fungi; Ascomycota; Sordariomycetes; Hypocreales; Bionectriaceae
Exons: 1
Coding region: 1-738 (245 amino acids)
Source: RefSeq, a predicted model, not a curated record